UUUAUUAAAAAUAGAAAAAGUCAAAAAUAAUCUACACAUGGACUUACAUUACUUUGAGAAAGAACUAAACAUUAAUCAUAACACAAUAAGACAACACACUGCGAAUAGCUUUGCAGUUUGACUUUUACCGUUGGUCUAGCACCAUGCAUACAUUGGAUAGUAAUUAUUGUACACUACUGCCAUCUAGUGUUGAGUUUUUUUUUUCAUUUUAUGAAAAUAAAUAAUAUUACCAAUAAUAAGCCCCUUGUUUUCUCAUUAUCUUCACAGUACAUAUCAGGCAUGUUGUGGUACUUUCUUCAUUUCUUCAUUAUUACAUGUGUUUGAUGAUCACAUCAAACAAAAUACUUGUGAAGGAAACCAUGCGCCUUUAUUUUGAAGGCAGAACGCUGAAACCGGAAGUGUUUCGUUUAUAUUAGCAUAGAGCGGCGAGUUAAGGCGCCUACAUUUUUACAGCAGUUACUAUUUGACUGUGGUUCUUCGCGCCUCAUGUUUGUCAGUUACAGCGAUAUUACCUUGACAAGCACAUAACGUCAACAAGAAACGCUAACAGCGACAUCAAUCUCCUUCAUGGACUGAAGCCUUUAUUCUCUCCGCUCUCCGCUGGUACGCUGACAUGGCUGCCAACCCUCCAGGACCAGGCUUUCAGAACAAGACGCGGGUAGCCAUCCUGGCGGAGCUGGACAAGGAGAAGAGGCGGCUGUUGCAGAAUCAGUCCAUGAACAGCCCCGGAGCCAACAUCCCCCUGUCAACCAGACCGAGUCUGAAGGAAGCGAGGGACAGUGCGGAGCAGCAGCACAUCGCCGCCCAGCAGAAGGCCGCCCUGCAGCACGCUCACGUACACUCCUCCGGCUUCUUCAUUACUCAGGACUCCUCGUUUGGGAACCUCAUCCUCCCGGUGCUCCCCCGCCUGGAGCCAGGACUUUUGACUUUGAACGUCCCGACAAAUACUGACUGGCCCUGGGCCCGGGUGUACAUUGGCAACAACUCACAUUCAAAAUCAUACAUGUUGUUUCUCUGUUUCAUACGAUAUUUGUGCUGUAAUCGGUCCAGUUGUGAUAGAGCCAUCUAGAUCUAACCCCAUUGACAGAAUAAAACACGGUGUUUAAACUCA
Messenger RNA from Lates calcarifer (barramundi perch), 1111 nucleotides. RefSeq names its product SOSS complex subunit C-like. Gene Ontology annotation, biological process: DNA repair. The record is from RefSeq and is a predicted model, not a curated record. Lineage: Eukaryota; Metazoa; Chordata; Actinopteri; Centropomidae. Gene Ontology annotation, cellular component: nucleus; nucleoplasm; SOSS complex.